CUUAAACUUUAAGCAACCUCUAGUUCACCUCAUAUUCUGUACAAUUGCAUGGGUGUCAGUUAUCACCAUUGAAGCCUCUUUUGUUUUAUUUUCUUCCCCUCUUUUUCUUCUCCAAUCACUUGUUGAAAUUCUUGCUAAACCUGGAUUUAUUUCCCUCUCAAACAGUUUUAAUCAUACAUAAUCUAUCUUUUAAUUCACUACUAUUUAAUUUUUUUUAUGUUUCCUGACCCACAAACGACAAGUUAUAUGCAACCUUCCCUUUAUUUUAUAAUCAUACUCAAAUAAUUAUUCAUUAAUUUUCCCAACUUUAUUGUUAAAAAGAUUUUCCUGUCCCUCUCUCAAUCUCACAUUAUUUUUCUUCUACAUUUAAUUUUCUUUAUAAUUUAAUAAUUUAAUUUCACUAGACAAAAACCCCACCAAAUCUAACUCUUCAUAUUCUUAUUCUUCUUCUUCCAUACUUCUCUGUAACAUUUUUUUUAAUAAUUUAUUUUAUUUUUUAAUUGUUUUUUAUCUUCAUUGAAUUUUCUGGGUUGGUUGUUAGACACCCUUUGAAGUCAAAUUUGGAUAUAAUUUUUAUUAGUCCUUCUUCUGUGGAUCUCAUUCACUACUACUCUCUCUAAUAGUUUUACAGGUGAGCAUUGUCAGAAAACUUAAAAACUCUGCUUCCUUUUUCUUUUUUGGCCUAAAAUUUGAUUUUUAUUAUCAUUUCUAAAUUUUGGGUUUUUGGGUAGAUGCUAAAAUUUUAGGAGAGAAUUGGGUUUGAUCAAUGUAAAAAAAACAAAAAGCGAGUCUUGAGGUUACCUCACUCGCUAACCCAGAGCCUAUUAGAUUCCGACUAAUCCAAAUUCGAGUUGGGCCAGGCCCUUAUUGGGAUGAAAGCUCUCCCAACAAAAUGCAGAGAGAUUGCAGUUGAGAAUUGAGAGUGAAGAAGAAAGAAAGAAAGAAAUUACUCACUCAAGUAGUCAAGUGGAGUUGACAGUUGGUGAAGGAGUAUUAAAAUGGUGUAAUCAAUGUUGACAAUCUUUGAAUAAUUUGGUUCAAUUAUAAGUUGCAAAUGUAAGGCUUUUUAACUUUUUCCAUUUUUGUGAAUUUUGGUUUUUGAAAUUUAAUUUACUCACUUAAUUUUGUAUAUUUUUGGUUUGAAAAAUUGGUUGGCGGGGUUGAAGAAUAUGCCUCAAGACAAAAGAAGAUCAUCAAUUAGUUAUAGAUCAUUUGUAACAUGUGAUGAUCCAAAAGGUGUUGAAUGUGGGGUAAUUAGAAAAUCAAAGAUCAAUAAUAAUUCUCAAAAAAAGGAGCAAGAUUGUAGUAAUAAGGUUGAAGCUGACAGAAAGCAAAGAAAUCAAAAUACAUCUCUAGUUGUUGCUUCUGUUAUUAAGGAAGAGAGAGAUAAAAAGGAGAUGGGGGUUAGAGGGAUCACACGGGCUGAACUCGAAAAUCCGGUAUCUUUUCAGCUACUAGAGGUAUCUAAAGAGACUGAGAAGUUGAAUCAUGUGAUCAAUUCUUGGUCUAGUAGUAGUGGUAGUAGUUAUGACAAGUUAUUGAGGAAGAAACAAAAUGAUAGUGUUGCCAAAGAUUUGUUGAGAGGAGCUCUUGAUCUUCAAGAGUCCUUAGUCAUGCUUGGGAAGCUGCAGGAGGCUUCGAGUUAUAUGUUGGGAUUGUCGCGAAAGCAGAAGCAAAAACUUGAUGAAGGAGCGUUUGAUGUAAUGGUUAGUGGGGUGAGGGGAAAUUCGAGGCCUGCAAUGCAUCAUGUAGAUGGUUAUCCUAGGAAAUCGGUUGAUGAGAUGAGGAAUGUUGUUAGAGAUAGUCUUCUUAGGCAGAAUAUGAUAUCAAAUCCUAUAUUUGAGGAGCAUUAUGAUCAUAGAAAGAUGUCUAUGGCUUCUCCUGAUAUGUUGCCUUCUACUAGUUCGAGUACUCAAUCAUCAAUGAUUUAUUCGAGUAAUUUUGUUCCCUCUGAUUCUUCUGUCUCAUCAUCAACAGCUUCUCGGAGGAAAAAUGGAAAAGACUCGAAUUUGAUUGUCAGACUAAUGGGUUUAGAAUCAUUCCCUUCGAGUCCUAGGAAACACACUGAGAGGGAGAAAUUACUGAACUUGGCAAAGCCUACGUACGAAAUUGAUUCACCAAGGGCAAAGAGGCCUCAAUUUGGUGCUCAAGAGGUGGGUUUGAAACAAAGAAGUGUUGAAGAAAUACUAGAGAGAUUAAAAUUUAAGGGGCUUCUUAAAAAUAAUUCUGUGGAUGGCCUGACAAUUCAUUCCUCGGAGUCUGAAAAUUACUCCUCGAAUAAUAGUUGGGUUGAUGAAAGACCGCCUAUUGUUGUCAUGAAACCUAUGCGCUAUCCCUGUCUAGAUCUUGAUGAGCCUUAUAAGACAAAGUUUUGGGGAGAAAGAGAUGUGAAACCAAGAUGCAGUAGAGGAUCUGCUCAAGAAAUUGUCAGAAAUGAAGCUGUAAACUACAGUGAGAAGAAUGAAGUAGCACGAGUUGAUUGUGAAGAAAAGGCCAAGUCUGUAAAGAAGGUUGCAUCUGCUAAGCUUAAAGGUUCUGUCAAUGUGAAGCCAAAGGCACAGAAAAAGCAAACAGAAGUCAAAAAAGCAACUGAAGUUGAGAAGGUGACUCCAACUAGAAGGAAAGUUGAAGAGAAGAAAGAUGCAAGAUCGAGUGAUCAGUUGAAUUCACGAGAUCAGGAAAGGUUUUCCACAGCAAAGAUUACAAGGCAAAAGGAUGGAAAAUCUAUCUCCAAAAACCAGUCUUCUAAUCAACAGAACACUACUUCCACUUCAAUGUUAGAUCAAAGGAAACGCAGAACAUCAGAACGAAAAAAGAACAGACAACCAGCCUUAGAACAGGAAGAAAAGAGGAUUUGCAAAGGUGAAAAGAAGAGAAGCACUGUCUUCUACAAAGAGGAUAUUGAUUCAGCUGGUGACCGCACUUCUGUUUUCCCUGCAGUCAACAGUUUUACUGGUAAUAACAAUGACAACGAAAGGUGUCAAAGUCAGAUCAGAGAUUAUGAUUUUGACAGUCAGAUUAAGCUGUUAGAUACUCCAGACCGAUAUUCAUGUCUUCCAAAUGACAAGAAUAUUUCUCAUUAUGAUGACAACCAAAGCUCUUAUUCUGAAAUUACAUCAGUGUCUACUAGCGAAUAUUGCAAUGUGGAUCAGCUCAGUGAGGCACAGAGUACUCUUCAUGAAGUUACCUUGAUUACUACCCAUGAAAACGGUAUUGCAGUUCAUCAUGAAACUAAUCAAGAAGGAACUAAAAGCCUCAAAAAUAGCGUCGAAUCAACAGAUAACAAGGCCUUGAGACCGUGUCUUACUCCCAGAAUGAAGCUAAAAGCUUUGCUUCUAAACAACUCAUCGUUUGUGAGCCACAUUGAGGAGCUGUUCAAUAUUCAAGUCAAUCCUGAAUCAGUUCCUUGCAUGAUAGAUGACAAUGAUCAAGAUUCAGAAAGUUCUCAGAUACUGGUAGAUUGUGCUAACGAACUUUUAGAACUUAAAAGCUCGCAGUUUUUACAAACAUGCCUGCCUCUUCCGCGCAUCUAUACAACAAAAUUACAAAGUUAUUUCUCCUUGGAUUGGCUGUUGGAGGAAGUAUGCAAUGGCAUUGAGAGCUUAAGAUUCUAUUCAAGGCCGGUAAAUGAUGAGUUUCCCUUCGACGAUCUCUAUGUUAUACUAGAUCGAGAUUUGGAGUUCAAGAGCAUAACAUGGGAAGUUGGUUGGAAGAGUAUGUUUACUCUAAAUGAAGUUGAACAAGUUAUAGGUGAGGUUGACAAGUUUAUCUUAGGCAAUUUGAUUCAGGAGGUUGUUUCAGAUUUUAUGCUAUAGUAUAGUACUACAUCCUACAUGUUUUUUUGUUUUUUUUAAUUAAUUUUGCAGCAUUUAUGAAAUUUAAUAGAAGGUAUAUGCUAGAAUUUUGUAAAUAAGCAUCAUAUUGUUGAUACAACAGGUGGUAGGCCAAAUACAGGUGACUUAAUCCAGAAAAAUUUCCUUCAGAUGGAGAAGAAAUUAAGGUUACCCCACCUAAAUAAUUAGUGAAUGAUUUCCUAUAAUUCAUUACUUUGUUUAAUGUUCUUAUUUCAGGAGAAAAAUAGUAAACAUCUCUUGGUAUGAAGCUGUUGGAUUUGAACAUUAGUAAGCAUUAAACAUCUGAAAUUGUGUUAUUCUGGUCAGAUUAUUGUAUUACUAUUAUGAAAAUU
Molecule: messenger RNA, 4186 nt
Organism: Chenopodium quinoa (quinoa)
Lineage: Eukaryota; Viridiplantae; Streptophyta; Magnoliopsida; Caryophyllales; Amaranthaceae
Exons: 4
Coding region: 1170-3815 (881 amino acids)
Source: RefSeq, a predicted model, not a curated record